This is a messenger RNA of Tigriopus californicus, 2648 nucleotides long. Its product is annotated as nuclear cap-binding protein subunit 3-like. The record is from RefSeq and is a predicted model, not a curated record. Gene Ontology annotation, cellular component: nucleus; cytosol. Gene Ontology annotation, molecular function: mRNA binding; RNA 7-methylguanosine cap binding. The transcript has 5 exons. Lineage: Eukaryota; Metazoa; Arthropoda; Copepoda; Harpacticoida; Harpacticidae. Bases 88 to 2550 code for a protein of 820 amino acids.
CUGCGGCCAACAAACUUAGCGUCUUUCUGACCGUACAUUUCAUCCAUCCAUCCGAGGUCGAAUCCUUCAUCCCAUCUGGCAAUCAUCAUGGAGAUGGAAGAGGGAGAGCUCAGCGAUGAGGGUGGGCCCUUAGAAACGCCUCCCUCCCCCCCGCCGCCCAUGGCCUCUCAUCGUCGUUCGUCAGCCCAAUGGGCCAGCCAUAGCAAUCCACCCGGGAUUCAGGUCACUUUUCAGACGGGUGCUCGAGAUUUGCCCGAUUUGGUGCGUUCCAUCGACGGUGGAGACCAAUUGCCCUUGGACCGGAGUCUGACUGAGCGCAUGGAAAAACGCGCCAAGCGCUUCAACUUGUCAGGUUGGAAAUCCCAGGUCAAUUUUGAUCUUAUUCAAGGUCUCUAUCAGAGUUUGGGCAUUCCCGAAGAUGAACGCGAUGGAAAGUUAGACAAAGAUCAACGAAUGUUCCGUUUGGAGGCCUUGCACGUUCACGGCGUGGGAAAAAUGGUAGCCGAAGACAUCUACGACUACUUUAAAGAGUUCAACCCCAUCUCGUACGAGUGGGUGGAUUCCAAAUCCGUGAACGUGGGUUGGGCUUUGAGCUCCACUUCGGCUCAGGCCUUGUUGGCCUUGAGUCGCCCCAUUCUGGAAGCCGAGGAUGAAGCCAUGGAGGUCAAUGAACGUGUGGUGGACGAAAACGGCGAUCAGGAACCUCGAGCCAAACCCGAACCUUUAACGAAAGAGGAACUAUUGGACAAGUUUGAGAGGUCUAAAGAUGAGCCGUUCACUCGAGAUGAAAUCCCAGGCCCAAUUCCAGCCGGGUGUUGGCGCUUGGGUAAACCAAGUCAGCAAGUCACCACCAUUUUUAUGAGGAUUGCGACUGUGAAAGAUUCCGCCUCGGGCCAUCCGACCGAAGAUAAGCAGUUGUUUCAGAAGAAUAGACAACUUCGCAUGGAAGGAGGAUUGCUGUCCGCGUCCAGGAAACGGAAGUUGCACGAAGUCGUUCAAUUCGAUAGGGAACGCGUCGCCGAAGAGGAAAGAGCCAAGAAAUAUACCGGUCCUGUAGGGAAGAACCCUUGGGGUUCGAUUGCCAAGGAUUGGACUCAAACGCCCAAGUCCCGGGAUUUUGCCGACGAGUUGCAGUUGUUCGCUCAACAAAGAGGCAUAGGAAUACCUGGACCUGGUCCUUUGCGCCCGUUGGUCAAGGAUUGGGAUCAACCGCAAGACCUCAACGAAGAGUUCUAUGAAGAGGAAAUCGAAGAAGACGAUGCCAUUUGGAAGAAGAAGUUGAAACGGCCCAGAAUGUCCAUGGUAGCAGAUGCGAUUGAGGUCAAACGGCCACCGGCAAGAAAUCGUCUCCAUGUUCACCGAAGGAUUUCCAAUCCCAGUCGCAUUGAAAUCUACGAGCAAGAGGAAGAAGACGACGACUAUGAAGAUGAGCCAUUGGUUCCUGCCAGAGACCUCCGAAUGACCAUCAAGACUAAAGUUGAUCCUGAUGCCCCCGAGUCCAAUCAAAGACUCACGGAACGUUUCCACGGAUCAGUUCAUCGGCGUUUGGGCGAAAAACGACGCAAUUCUGACGACAGUUUGGAACGCGAUAAUGGCGAGGAUCUCCGGGGAGAGUUGACUGAUCGACAUUUACGCGGUAAGAACAUGCUCAUCCAAGUGUCAAGGUCGGAUGGAGAGGAAGAUCGAGAAGUCGAACGGAUCAACCAAAAGGUUCCCUCCCUGGUUAGCGUUAAGCAGGAGAAGAUGGAGGAUGAGGCUGACAGGAGCGUGAAAACGAUUCGCAGAAUUCAAUCCCCUGUGGAACCAUUGGAGAGCAAAAAAGAAGUUCGUGAACAAAUUCGACGCCAAGAGCGACAGAAAACCGAAAAUUCCCAGUUGGACCGGAGCCGCUCCAGCCGUGUUAGUGACCGUGGUGUGGCCAAGAAAAAGCCUCUCAAUGACAGGGAAAUGAUUCGCAAACCGAUGAAAGACACGGACAGGAAAGACUCACGAUCUAUCUCCUCCAGAAGACCUGGGAUCAAGAUCAAGAAAGAAAAGACUUCUGACGAUGAGAAGAAGAAACGAAAGACGAAAAAACGAGACGAUAGUUCCUCAAGCAGUGACGACGAGUCGACUUCAGGGGACUCAUCUUCAGAUAGUUCCUCGUCCGACACAUCCUCUUCGGGAAGUUCAGAUUCGAGCGACUCGGACUCGGACUCUUCAAGCAGCAGUUCCUCGAGCGAUUCCGAGGAUGAGAAGGCCAAAAGGAGGAAAAAGAAGAUCUCCUCCUCUUCGGGCAUAGGCAGCAAGAAAAAGCUGUCUUCGUAUUCGGAUCGGUCCAAAUUGCAGAAGCGUGGAAUAUCCAGACGGGAGGACAUUAGAGAAGGUCGAAAAACUACGUCAUCCGUGAGCGUCUUCAAAAGAGACACGCAAGAUCAUAAUAGUAAGGGACGUGGAAGCAAGAAAGUGGAUGACAAGAAAAAGUCAUCCAAGGACGAUAGUGGUCUUCGAGAGAAACUGAAGAAGUACUUGAAGAAUGCCAAAGAGAAGCGAUCCACCAGUAAAAAAUAAAAGGCUUCGUACAAACUUAAUGAAGUCGUCAAUGAAGAACAAUCUGAUGUAACCCUAUCAAUUUUCGCCCCUGAAUAAAACAUACUUUGAUGACAAAA